AUGUCGGGAGGCAACGUUACCGUGGCGUCCACGGUGCUCGGCACGAUUGGUACGGUCCUGUGGUGUAUCCAACUGAUUCCGCAGAUAUGGUACAAUUAUCGACGGAAGAAGACUGAUGGAUUCCCGGCGGCGAUGAUGUUUCUAUGGGCCGGUUGUUCUGUCCCGAUGGGUGCGUAUUUUAUUUUACAGCAAGUCAACAUACCGCUACAAGUCCAGCCACAAAUCUUCGGCUUCUUUUCUCUCGUCAGCUGGGGUCAGAUCCUGUACUAUAAUCACAAUUAUAGCCGAUUAAAGGCAACGCUGGUCUGCUCUGCAUUUAUUGUGUUAUUCGCUGGACUCGAGGUUCUUCUUAUUCUGACGCUGAGGAUCCCGUACAACAAGGGUAUUACCUGGCCAGAUUUGGUAGUUGGGAUCGUGGCGGCGGUUUUUCUGACUGCUGGUCUAUUGCCGCCAUAUUUUGAAAUGUGGAAGAGAGAUGGCCGCGUGAUUGGGUUUAACUGGGUAUUUCUGUCAAUCGACACGCUAGGCGGGCUGUUCUCGCUUUUCGCUUUAGCCGCACAAGGGACAUUUGAUAUACUAGGUGGAAUCUUGUAUAUUCUCGUCGUCGUUCUGGAGUCAGGCAUUUAUGUCAGCCACAUAGUUUGGCGCAUUCGCUAUCGUAAAAUUCGCAAGGAGGCCAAAAUAACAGGGAGGAGCAUUGAUGACGUUUUGAACUUGCAACAAAACAAUACGCAGAUAGCAGGGGACCUCGAGUCGGGUGUACAUGAUGACUCGGGGGAGACCCUGCACCGGGAACCCACUGAACAGCGGCCACGAUCCCCUGCCGACGUGGAACGGGAAAAGACCAUUGAAAAAUGUUAA
Molecule: messenger RNA, 861 nt
Organism: Penicillium cinerascens
Lineage: Eukaryota; Fungi; Ascomycota; Eurotiomycetes; Eurotiales; Aspergillaceae
Product: PQ-loop repeat-containing protein
Exons: 8
Coding region: 1-861 (286 amino acids)
Source: RefSeq, a predicted model, not a curated record